Microthlaspi erraticum is the source of this 945-nucleotide messenger RNA. Lineage: Eukaryota; Viridiplantae; Streptophyta; Magnoliopsida; Brassicales; Brassicaceae. The record is from the annotation of a GenBank genome assembly.
AUGGCGAAUCCAUGGUGGACAGGACAAGUGAAUCUCUCCGGCCUUGAAACAACGCCGCCUGGUUCCUCUCAGUUAAAGAAACCAGAUCUCCACAUCUCCAUGAACAUGGCCAUGGACUCAGGUCAUAACAACCAUCAUCAUCACCAAGAAGUCGACAACAAUAACAACAACGAUGACGACAGAGAUAACUUGAGCGGCGACGACCACGAGCCACGUGAAGGAGCCAUAGAAGCCCCCACGCGCCGUCCACGUGGACGUCCUGCUGGUUCCAAGAACAAACCAAAGCCACCGAUCUUUGUCACGCGCGAUUCUCCAAACGCUCUCAAGAGCCAUGUCAUGGAGAUCGCUAGUGGGACUGACGUCAUCGAAACCCUAGCUACUUUCGCUAGGCGGCGUCAACGUGGCAUCUGCAUCUUGAGCGGCAACGGCACGGUGGCUAACGUCACUCUCCGUCAACCCUCAUCUGCCGCAGUUGCUACGGCUCCUGGGGGUGCGGCGGUUUUGGCUUUACAAGGGAGGUUUGAGAUUCUCUCUUUAACAGGUUCGUUCUUGCCCGGACCUGCUCCACCUGGAUCCACCGGUUUAACGAUCUACUUAGCCGGUGGUCAAGGUCAGGUCGUUGGAGGAAGUGUUGUGGGGCCAUUGAUGGCGGCUGGUCCGGUUAUGCUAAUCGCGGCCACGUUUUCUAAUGCGACUUACGAGAGAUUGCCUUUGGAGGAGGAAGAGGCGGCUGAGAGAGUCGGUGGAGGAGGCAGCGGAGGAGUGGUUCCAGGGCAACUCGGAGGGGGAGGCUCGCCGCUGAGUAGUGGUGGUGGUGGAGGGGAUGGCAAUCAAGGACUUCCGGUGUACAAUAUGCCUGGAAAUCUUGUUUCUAAUGGUGGCGGAGGAGGACAGAUGAGUGGCCAAGAAGCUUAUGGUUGGGCUCAAGCUAGGUCAGGAUUUUAA